This is a messenger RNA of Drosophila eugracilis, 844 nucleotides long. It is a transcript of the gene Cpr50Cb, whose product is annotated as cuticle protein 19. The transcript is spliced from 5 exons. Lineage: Eukaryota; Metazoa; Arthropoda; Insecta; Diptera; Drosophilidae. Gene Ontology annotation, cellular component: extracellular matrix. Bases 221 to 748 code for a protein of 175 amino acids. The record is from RefSeq and is a predicted model, not a curated record.
AUCUCCAUUGUCUAACCUAAUUCAAAACGUUCGUGUACUUCGUGCGGUUGUCUGGGAAACUUAAAAAGAAACUAAAACCACCUAGCAAAUAAACUCCUCGUUGAGAUUUCCACCCUCCGUUAAAACAACCCCUCCUAUCCCGCCCAAGUGAAACCAGCGGCGUUGUGGAUACAUUUUUGCCAUCGUCUGAACGUUAAAUCGAAAACUCAACUCUAACAAUAUGAUGUCCUUCAAGUCGUUCGUCUUGCUCAGCUUAUCCCUCGCUGCCAUCAGUGCCUAUGCCUACGCCCAGAUCGCCCCUGGCUCCAAUGCAUACCUCCCGCCCACCAAGAACGGCUACGAUUAUUCGGAACCCAAGACCCCAUUUAAGCCCAGCCAACCUGGCAGACCAGCUGCGCCCGGACCACGGCCACCAGCACCACCCGGCACUCCCCGCAACAUUCCCGGUCAGCCAGCCGAUGACCACGUUCACGUUCCCGGCAUGCCGUACGACUUUGAGUACGCUGUCCAGGACCCUGAGACCGCCAACGACUAUGCGCACAAGGCGUCCAGCGAUGGUGAUGUGGUGACCGGUGAGUACCGCGUCCAAAUGCCCGACGGACGAACCCAGAUUGUCCGCUAUACCGCCGACUGGAAGACGGGUUACCAUGCGGACGUUACCUACGAGGGUGAGGCCACGUACCCACAGGGUCCCCAGCCUGGAGCACGCGGUGGCGGCGGCGGUGGUGCCGGUGGGUACAAGUACUAGGCAUGGGUGGUGCUUCGACUGGGUCAGCUGGGGUCACAUAUCUUGCGAAACGUGUAAGCCUUACGAUAUACCAAUAAAAAGUAUUGAUAAACUAAA